AUGUGCAAGAAGAUAUACACUAGCUAUGAGCCGAACAUGCUCAUGAUUCCCCAGUGGACGAUUGCCAAGGAAAUUGAGUGGAGCAACGAGGCAGCUACAGAGUAUUUCUUCGAAACCGGUACAAUCAUCUUGAAAAGUACUGCCAACCUGCAAAAAUACGUGGAGAAGAUCCUGAAGGCGUGGGAGCUGAGAGGCCAGAGGGUGGAGAAAGUGGAGCCUGUUCUCGAGAAGGCAAUGACUGAUGAAUAUGGAAAUGAAAAGCGUGGUCUCGAGGGAAACAAACAUGCCACAUAUGUGAUCGCGAGGAAGUGA
Letharia columbiana is the source of this 312-nucleotide messenger RNA. RefSeq lists its product as uncharacterized. The record is from RefSeq and is a predicted model, not a curated record. Bases 1 to 312 code for a protein of 103 amino acids. The transcript is spliced from 2 exons. NCBI's taxonomy places the organism in Eukaryota, Fungi, Ascomycota, Lecanoromycetes, Lecanorales, Parmeliaceae.